Sceloporus undulatus (fence lizard) is the source of this 6653-nucleotide messenger RNA. RefSeq names its product zinc finger protein 217 (gene ZNF217). The transcript is spliced from 6 exons. Gene Ontology annotation, biological process: regulation of DNA-templated transcription. Lineage: Eukaryota; Metazoa; Chordata; Lepidosauria; Squamata; Phrynosomatidae. Gene Ontology annotation, molecular function: DNA-binding transcription factor activity, RNA polymerase II-specific; RNA polymerase II cis-regulatory region sequence-specific DNA binding. Gene Ontology annotation, cellular component: nucleus. Bases 556 to 3705 code for a protein of 1049 amino acids. The record is from RefSeq and is a predicted model, not a curated record.
CCAUACUAUUGUCUGCCAAGUUUAUGUGAGAUUUGCCAAGCUAGCUGACAACAUUUGAAUGAAUGAAGUAGUUUAGACCUCUGGGGAUUAGCCAUUUUGAAAUGCAGGUGAUAGAUCAUGUGUUUGUAUGUUGCCCUACAUCAAACAACAAGAAGAACAACAAAAAAACCCCUUCUCUGCAUUGGAGAAAAUGGUGGUGGUGAUGGUGCUACUUAAACCAUUUUCCUAUUUCUUCAGCAUCAAGAAGACUUGAAUUAUUACAAGUGGAGAUAUACAUAGAAUAGUUUCUUUGAAUACAAGUUAAAUCAACUGGAAAGAACUGGAAGGGAGCACAAAGAAUUCUACACUUUUCAUGGGAAUGUUUUUAUAAAUAGUUUGUGUUGUGUGUGCUUAGCUACCUUUACAGAUGAGCAAAAACAUUCAACAAACUUCUCUUGGAGGAGCAGUCUGCUGUCAAACGUUUGCAAGCAAACAAGUGGAAAACCAUUGAAGUGACCUUAUUUCCACCAUAAAAGGCCUCCCUCUGCCAUUCAUGUUGAUAUCAACAAAGGAAAUAUGCCUACUCAACCUCUCUUAGCAUAUAUGGAUGGGCCAGAUGGAAUAGCCAGUACUGUUGGUUCACGUAUGGAAAACAAUGAUGCCACUAUGCCAAUAAAAGGGGCUAACACAAUCUCAUACAAGAACUUGCAAGACAAGUUCUUAAUGCAAGGAGAAGGGUGUAUGCCUUUAGAUUGCAUGUUUUGUGAUCAGACUUUCAAACAUCCAGAAGAUCUUGGUAAGCAUGUCUUAACACAGCACAGGCCAACACUUUGUGAACCAGCUGUUCUGCGUGUAGAAGCAGAAUACUUAAGCCAUGUUGAUAAAGGACAAGUGAAGGUGGAUUUGCCAUCCUCAAAUAUCAGUGAAAAGGAUAGCCAAGAUUGCAGCUGUGUGGUUUGUGGACAAACAUUUGACGCAGGUUUUGAUGUUGAGGCUCACAUAAGGAAGCAUAAGGACUCUUUUACUUACUGGUGCAGUGUGUGUGGAAGGAGAUUUAAGGAGCCUUGGUUCCUCAAAAAUCAUAUGAGAACACACACUGGUAAGCCUGGAUCUAGAAGCAAGACCCCCCAAGGAUCUGAGAGCCCCAUAACAAUAAAUGAAGUGGUGCAGGAUCAAAUAACAGAGAGCAUUACAUCACCUUACAAAAUCUGCAUGGUUUGUGGCUUCCUAUUUCAGAAUAAGGAAAGUUUAAUUGAGCACAGUAAAGUACAUACCAAAGAUUCAGUAGCCAGUGCUGAUGGCACCCAAAACAAUGAAUGUGGCAAAGGAAAUAAAUCACCCAGGGAAGAGUUUUUGCAGUUUCUAAACUUAAAACCAUGUUUGCCUCCUGGCAGCAACAAACAAGAAAAGCCUGUGAAAUGGAUAGCAGAAUUAGAUCCAUUUAGUACAUACCAGGCAUGGCAACUGGCUACCAAAGGUAAAAUUGCUGUUGGCCAUGGACAAAUAAAAGAACCAGGGCAAGAGGGAAGUACAGACAAUGAUGACUCAUCUUCUGAUAAGGAAGAGCUUGGGGAAAUUUGGAAAGCAAGCAAAGUGACUCAGACUGAAAGCACAGGAAAGACCAAGGCAAGCAGAAGUGGAAAUUAUACAGGGAUUGGUAGUGUGCCACAAGACAAAUUCAAAUAUCCCUGCCGUGAAGUGCCUUCUAUGGAGAUAGACUCUAAAUUGUCCCAGAACAAAGAUAAGCCCACACAUUGUUCAGAGUGUGGCAAAGCCUUUCGAACAUACCACCAGCUAGUCCUUCACUCAAGAGUACACAAGAGAGACCGAAAGAAUAACCUAGAAUCCAGUUCUGUUGAAGGAAAGCAGGCAAGAGCAAAUAUUCCAGACAGCGUGACUCUGGAUGAGAAUGGAGCAGGUGAACAAGUGGAGGGAGUCUCUGAAGAUGGAUCCGAGGAUGGUUCAGAGGCUUUAGAUAAAAAUGAAGAUGGCAUGGAAAGGGCAAAAGUUAAAAACCUUGGUGCUUCAAGAGAAUGCAGCUAUUGUGGAAAGUAUUUCCGUUCAAACUAUUACCUCAAUAUUCAUCUCAGAACUCACACAGGUGAAAAACCAUACAAAUGUGAAUUUUGUGAAUAUGCAGCAGCCCAGAAAACAUCUUUGCGGUAUCACUUGGAGAGGCAUCACAAGGAUAAACAUACAGACGCUGUAGCAGAAGUGAGAAGUGAUAGUAAAAGCUUGUUAUCUUCUCAGGAGAUGGGUAUCAUGCCAGGCAACAGGCGUGGUCCAGAAGCCAAAAAUCUGAAAAGGUUCCUAGAAAAUGCCAAAGAAGGCCCACCAGUAAAAAUGCAAAAAGAAACUCUCUCCUCCUUUCAAAAUGCACCGAAAAGUAUAACUCAGGAUGCAAACAAAGGUACAGACAGUGAUGGUUCAAAUGCAAGUGCAACAGUUAAGUUGGAAAAAAAUGCAAUGGAACUUCAGACAAGCAAUAUUGUUAAUAGGACUGAGAAAAGAAAUUCUGUAUCAUCAGAAAGUGUGCUUAAUACCAGUGCUUUAAAAGGCAAAGUAAAUAUGAAUUUUCUAAGUGAUAUCACUGAAAACUCAAAAAGUAUCCUGAUAGUACAGGAAAAACCCUUAAAUUUAUCUACAGGCUCUUCUCAGGAUGCUCUAGUAACCUCUGUUUCCCGAGGCUCCUUAGCAACCAGUACCUGCCCUUUUUGUACUUACCGGACAUUAUAUCCAGAGGUUCUGAUAAUGCACCGACGACUGAUGCAUAAAUCGCCCAGUAACCCCAAUGCUAUUAAUAAAAAUAGUUUCAGAAAUAGGACCAUUUUUAAAGGCAGGCGUACUGGAUGUCCACCCUGUCUUUUGGGCAAGGAUGUGGCGCCACUGCCUCUGAACUCUGGGAAAACUAAGGCUUCUCAGCUUAUUCAUUCAAAAACCCCACAUGUGGAAAAGGUUAAACAGUGUCUUGUUUUACAGAGCAAAGCACCCAUUCUUACAGGGCUAAAUUCCAGCAGCACAGCACCAAAUAACUUGAAAUCAUGCAAACCACAGAUGUUUGGAGGCCACAUGAAUAGCUCCAGACAACAGCAUGAAAUGCAUCUUACUCCUAGUACUACUUCAGUACAAGAGAGAGGAAAAAGGUUGGAUUCUAAAGCAAGAUUUUUGGCUUCUCAGUUAGGUGUAGUGAGUAGCAACAUCAGUGGCUCUCUUGAGACUCCGUUGAAUGAAGCUGCUUGGACAAGCAACCGAGGAAUAGAAUUUCCCUGUAACAGACCUGCUGGGAAUGUAAACUUGGAAUUUGAUGGACAGACUCCCAAAAUAAUGAGGCCUAAUCUCUUGGCUUUGGACCAGAUUGACUCUACUCUCUGUCGGAGAGGGAAUGAUGCUGUCAGAUUACCUCUUGCAGGCAGAUAUGAAGGUCUGCUACCUGAAGAAUGUUCACACACCAAACCUACCACUCCUUUUCUGCCAGCCAAACAAGGGUUCAGGAGCUCUGAAGUAGAUGCUAUAAAUCCAGUGACUAUUCUAAAGCCAUAUGAAACCUUUGGUCCUGGGCCACUUUACAGUUCCAGUGGAUCAAGCAGCAGCCAGAUCCCAAGCUCUUCAAAAGAAGGAAAAAGGCCAGUGUCAUACCAGCACCUGUCUAGCACCAUACUGCAAAAGCGAAGUUACGAGAACUUUAUUGGCAAUGCAAACAAUCGGCUGAAUAAUAAGCGAACAUGAUUAGCUGCAAUAAACGGAAUGAGGAUACACAUUUUGAAUUCCCUUGCAGUUCAUCUCUUGAGAAUAAUGGAUGAUGAAAGCUAAACUAAGCUGUGAUUGUCUGUGUAUAGAGGAAAAACCCCACACACUACAGUUCCAUAAUGGAAGUUCUGAUUGUGUUCAUAUAAUGUGGACACAGCCAUCAUUGUCCAAAACUGGGUUACAAAGAACUAGCAGAAAUGUUCAUCAGUUCCUGAUCUGGAGUAAAUUUUUUUUAGAAUUAUGAUAGACCAAAUAUUCAACAUAAAAAAAUAUAUUUUGCAUACUGUAGUGCUGCUGAAAAGAUAUCUUAUUUCUGAAGAUGUGUGUGUAACCUUUGCACCUCAGGUAAAUUUGUGCAUUGGAGGACUUUUGUAUAAGGGUAAUUCUUUGUUAAAUUCUGCUUUGUGCUUUAAACUAUGUAAAAAUUUUUAAAAAUUAGUUUCCAAAUGACGUGUGUACAUUUAUAUUCAUCUUCACAAUAUUCACAAUUUUAAAUAUUCUCAGAAUAAGACAGGAAUGUGGAAACCAAACAAGACCACAGUCUGUUCAAAUAAAUCAUAUGUGUCUUCAAAUUGAUGCCCAUUUUUGACUAUCCUUUGGGAGAGUGACAUUCACUGACUGAACUCUCUAUUAAGAGAGAACAAGAUUUUUUAUAGCCCUAUAAUGCAGGUUCAAGAUUUCUAACAAUGUCUUUUGGCUUCAAAGUAUUGCUGGAGUGAGUUGCAGUGUUUACAUCUUUUUCUAAAUACUCCCAUUUUCUCCUGUAUCCAUCUCUCUCUCUCUCUCUCUCUCUCUCUCUCUCUCUCUCUCUCUCUCAAAUGUUUUGCACAUAUGCCCAAAGCACACAAAAAAGCAUUCCAUUUAAAGUGAUGCAACUCACCAUUACACCAAAUAGAAAUAAUAUUUUUAUUUGCAGAUGGGGUAGCUCUUGUAAAGUGUAGUCUGGGAGCUGUUUUCUUCCUAGAAGCCAAAUUGCCUACAUGAUGAUCUGGCAAAUCCCUUGCUUUCACCCUACCCGUCAUUUGGCCCUUCUCUCUUCCAGAUGCCCAUUUGCACUUCCUCCAGGCAAGGAGAGGUCCAGGGCUUCAUGCUUCUCCCUACAUGGCAAGGGCCCCUUUGCACAUCCCUUGCUGUAGGUUGUAAGGUGAAGACAUGCAAAGGGAAUUCCACCCACCUGUGUCACCUUCACAGUUUGGAGCGUGAGCAGGAAAGGAGAGGAAUAAGUGACGAGAUAACAACAGGAUUCCCUCAGAUACUGCUUGUCUGCUGAACUGUCAGUAUCUUUCCCCUUCCACUCCAAAUCAGGAUACAAUGUUGGAUGUAUUCAGAUAUAUACGUUUGGUAGGAGGUUCUGUGUCCACCUAUAGAGACAUCCAACAACCAGCCCUCUUCAGGGCUACAUUUUUGAGCCACUUGUUGACAUUUCCACUUUGAAAUCAUGGCCUGCCCAGUGCUAUUUUUGUCAAAACCACCAAGGGGUUGUGGCUAUGUUCUAGAAGGAUUCCCUCCCACACAUGUAUCCUGUGUGUAAAGUCCAGCUACAAGUUAGUGUGAUAUGUUUGUCAAAGAAAAGUUGUUUUGGGGAUUUAAAUCAUUUUUCCACUGUGUGUGAUAGAAUAUUGAAUAAGAUACUGAGGCUUUCUCUUACAAGCCAAGGAGUUAUUCCUAGUGAUGGUAGAUAUUCCAAACAUCUUGUUAAACAGCUCUUUUAAAAAAUUUAAUUUGAGAUUAACAUGCAGUUGUUUCCAGGACAAAAAUGGUUUCCAAAAUAUUUUUUGCACUGUUGAAUGUGUUUAUCAGAUAUAUAUAUAUAAAAAAACCAUAAACAUUCCCUGUGCUUUGAUAUGCAAAUUGAAUAUGUUUUAAGUAAUUUUUGUUACUUCCUUUGUAUUAAGGAAUAUGUAAUUUUGAUGUCUCUGUAAAACUGGCAAUGUAAUGAAGUGCUGUGUAUCAGGAAAUUGUACAAUUUAUUGUUUUCCUGUUCAUAAGCUGAGCCAUAUGUACAUAAAAUCUAGAUUUGUUCUCCUAGUUUUGCACUUUUAUAGCAUAUUUUUUGAAGAUGAAUACGCUUGGAAGAUAUUUAAUCUAUUUUUCCGGAUUCUUCAAUGAGUCUUAUAGGAUACGUGCUAUAACUCAUCUGUGUCUUUCUCUUGUGAGUGCUCCUGUUUUUUUCCUUUAAGUAACUGAUUGUAAGGCAGUAGGAAAGACCAGAGCUAUAUUCAAUAAGUUACUCAAAGAGUCCCUUAUAUUGUGGAAAUGCAGUCAUCUCUCUGAGGCUUCCAGGUUUUCCCUUUCCAAAUAUAAUUUGGGAAUGCCUUUUACUACUUUUUGUAGUAUAGGAUCCAUUACAGCAUAAGCAUCUUCUUGCCUCAUAUAGGUAAUAUUGAAAGCACUGGAUCACACAUUUGCACCUGCCUAUGCCAGUGCCAGUGGAGAGGGUGGAACACUUGCAGGAACAGGAGCCAUGGUGUUGGCUGUUGCCAUGUGGCCCAGGUUUUCUGAUGUUAUCUUGUAGCACAUGAUGAAGAAACCCCCCCACAUUGUGAAAGUAACAUGGGCACAGUUAACCAUCUAUGUCUGCAUGGAAGUGCAAUGCAAGUCCUGUCGUAAUGGACAAGAUUUUGCGCAACUGUGCUUUAUAGAUUGCAUUCCUGGUCUCUGAAGUAGGUUUUGCCCAUCAGUAUUAACUAUGGGAUACUACUGUGUUUGUUUUCUUGUUGCCAAUAGCUGCAAAUAUACUGAUACAAAUUGUUCAUAUGUUGUAUUUAUUUUCUUCCACCUUGAUUUAUUUUAAUUGUGAAACUCUUAAGAUCUUGAACUGUAGACACAUACAAGUCCUUUUAAUUUAUGAUGUGUUUUCAAUUUAGCAGAAUAUGUUACUAUAUGUGGAUGUAAAUACAGACUGUGUGGGUUUUUUUUUGCAAAUA